Molecule: messenger RNA, 4593 nt
Organism: Dioszegia hungarica
Lineage: Eukaryota; Fungi; Basidiomycota; Tremellomycetes; Tremellales; Bulleribasidiaceae
Product: P-loop containing nucleoside triphosphate hydrolase protein
Exons: 7
Coding region: 1-4593 (1530 amino acids)
Biological process (GO): transmembrane transport
Cellular component (GO): membrane
Molecular function (GO): ATP hydrolysis activity; ATP binding; ABC-type transporter activity
Source: RefSeq, a predicted model, not a curated record
AUGGCAGCUCUCGACGCACCUCGUACCGGCUCGUCACCGUCCGCAUCGACCCUGCAUCCAACAUCAUCUGAUGGCGGCUCUCAGAGCGGCUCAAGUCCCGCCGAGAAGGUCGGAAACUCCAAAAACAAACAAUUCGACGAAAAGCGGCAGCCAUCUGUUUCGGGCUCGGAGGAUUCGGGGUAUGAGGAUCGAGGAGAGCAUGAGGUGGAUGAUGAGGGAAAGAAGAAGCGGGUCAAGGUCGUGCUAGAGAAGCGGACGGGGAAGGAGCUUGUUAAGGAGAUCGGGACUGGGCCAUAUACGAUUCCACGAUGGCGUCACUCUCUCCCCUUCAUCAAUCCAAAGUACGGCCCACCUCCAGCGCCCCUCUCGCUCGACGAUGCCCAGAUCACGCCAGAGGUCAGCGCGAGCUGGUUCUCGUUCCUCUUUUUCAACUGGAUUUCGCCCAUGAUGGCGCUGGGUUCCGCCCGUCCCCUUCAACCCACUGACAUGUGGAAGAUGGAUGAUGCGCGUUCAGCGGAGCGCGUAUCCCGCCGUCUCGUCGACGCAUUCACCGUCCGUCAGCGCAAAGCGGAGGAAUACAAUGCCAGACUCCUCGACCGCUCCACACCCCUCCCUCGCUCCCGGCGCAUCCUCUACGCCGUCCUUGCCAAUCGCGAAAAGCGGGAACACAUGUACCGGACCAAGUUUGGCAAAAAGACACCCUCGCUCGCAUGGGCGCUAAGCGACACGUUCGGUCUCUACUUCUGGGCGGGCGGUCUCAUCAAGGUCGUCGGAGAUACAAGUUCCGCCGUCACCCCUUUGGUGAUGAGGCAGAUCAUCGCCUGGAUCGCUCGACGGGACGCCGCGAAGCGUCUGGGUCUUCCCGAGCCAGAUGUCGGGUACCCCAUUGGAAUGGCUUUCGUGCUGUUCGCACUGCUCGUCAUCACCUCGAUCUCUAUCCACCACUUCUUCGUCCGCGGUCUCGGUACGGGAGUCAUGGCUCGGGCGGGUAUCAUCUCUUCGGUCUUCAACCGGGCUCUCCGCUUUACGCAGAAGAGCCGGGGUGAGAUCCCCAAUGGAAAGCUCGUCAACCACAUCUCGACGGAUACGAGUCGUAUCGACUUUUCGGCUGGUUUCUUCCACAUGACAUGGACUUCCCCUUUGCAAUUCAUCGUGAUCACUAUUAUCCUCAUCGUCCAGCUCGGUUACUCUGCCCUUCCCGGUAUCGGUUUCCUCGCAUUGAUGAUGCCCGUCCAGACCCUCUUCAUGAAGAAGCUCUUUGGCUACCGAAAGAAGUCUAUGAUCUGGACCGACAAGCGCGCCAAACUCCUCCAGGAGAUCCUCGGCGGGAUGCGGAUCGUCAAAUUUAUGGCGUGGGAAAACUCCUUCCUCGAGCGGCUCAAGACCAUCCGGAGUCUCGAGAUCCGAUACGUCCGAUCCCUCCUCUGGGCCCGGUCAGGUCUCAUGGCAUUCGCCAUGUCACUCCCUAUCCUCGCCGCCAUCCUCUCCUUCAUCACCUACAGUCUCACCUCGCACGAGCUCGAGGCCGCCACCAUCUUCUCGGUCAUCACCCUCUUCCAGCUCAUGCGGCUCCCACUCAUGAUCUGGCCCAUGUCCCUCUCGACCACCGCGGACGCCUACAACGCCAUCGGGCGUCUCCAAAAGGUGUUCGAAGCGGAGGUGGUCACGGAAGAAAAGGCAGUCGACCCCUCCAUGGAAGAUGCAGUCCGGGUGGAGCAUGCCGCGUUCACGUGGGAUGCUGCGCCUGUUGCUACAGACGACAAGGAGAUGAAGAAGCUCAACGCCAAGCAGGCGAAGCGGAUGGGCGUGGUGCAGGGUGCGGAAGUGAGCAAGGAGCAGAAGAAGUUGGCCGCCAAGAUUGCAAAGAAGAAGAGCAAGGUUGAUCUCGCGACUGAGGCCGAGGCAGAGACGGCUGGAGGUGGAGCGGGCGGGCAAGGCGUCGGAGAGGCGGAUAUCGCCAAGGGCGGUGCGCCGGAACACCCUGGCGCGGUCGUUGCCGAGGGCAAGGUCUCACAUGACGCCGAGGAGAAGAUCUUCAAGCUUAAGGAUAUUGAGCUCAACAUCCCCCGUGGUAGUCUUACCGCCAUUGUCGGGACUAUCGGAUCCGGCAAGUCGAGUUUGCUUCAGGGUUUGAUGGGGGAAAUGAGGCGAACGGAGGGGAAGGUCACUUUUUCGGGUUCGACCUCCCUUUGUGCCCAGACCCCAUGGAUCCAGAACGCUACUGUACGAGAGAAUAUCUUGUUCGGACAGCCGUGGGACGAGGAACGGUACUGGAGUUGCGUCCGAGACUCGUGUCUCGAGCCUGACCUUGAGCUCCUCGAAGACGGAGAUGGUACUGAGAUCGGGGAGAAGGGAAUCAACCUCUCAGGCGGGCAGAAACAGAGAGUUAACAUUUGCCGUGCAAUGUACUUCAAUGCCGACAUUAUCGCCCUGGACGACCCCCUUUCCGCUCUGGACGCUGGUGUAGGAAAGGCAGUCUUCUUCAACGCCAUCGUCGGUGCUCUUUCCGACAAGACACGUAUCCUCGUCACCCACGCUCUCCACUUCCUCCCCUACGUCGACAACAUCAUUUGUAUGGAAGACGGCCGGAUCACCGAGCAAGGUACCUACACCGAGCUUCGCGCGAACGGACGGGCCUUUGACCGUCUCAUUAAGCAGUUCGGAUCGGAGGAUGUGGUCACACAGGAAGAGGAGGCUGUGGAGGGCAUCAAGAUGGUGCAUCAUGACCGAGCCAAUAUGUCCGCCAAGGGCACGGUCAAGUCGCUCAUGCAGGACGAGGAGAGGAAUGUGGGAGCGAUGAAGGGCGGAACAUUCCUCAACUACUUUAAGGCCGGUCGGGGCGCUAUCACUAUCCCCCUCCUCCUCAUCGCUAUCGCCGUCCAGAUGGCCUUCUACAUCAUCACCUCCUUCUGGCUGGUAUGGUGGCAGGAGUACAAAUGGGACCGGCCCAACGGGUUCUACAUGGGUAUCUACGCCGCCCUCGGUAUCGGAUCGGCCAUCUCCAUGUUCCUCCAGGGAUUCGCCCUCGCUGUGCUCAACUACUUUGCCUCGGCUCGGCUACACAAAGACGCAAUCACCCGCGUCAUGUUUGCUCCCCAAUCCUUCUUUGACACCACUCCCCUCGGUCGGAUCAUGAACCGGUUCGCCAAGGAUAUCGACACGAUCGACAAUACCCUCGCUGACGCUAUGCGAAUGGCGCUGAGCACUCUCGCUCAGAUCAUCGGAGCUACUAUCCUUCUCGCUAUCAUUGCCCCCUACUUCCUCAUCGUCAUGUUCGCGGUCACCCUCCUCUACGCCCAUAACGCCAUGUUUUAUCGGCGGUCAUCGCGCGAGUUCAAGCGGAUCGACGCUAUCCUCCGGUCGUCCCUCUACUCGCACUUCUCGGAGUCGCUCUCGGGUAUCGCCACUAUUCGGUCGUACGGCGAGCUCAACCGGUUCUUUGCGGACAACAUCAAGCGGAUUGAUAUUGAGAACCGGGCGUACUACCUCACCACGAUCAAUCAGCGGUGGUUGGGUCUCCGUCUCGACUCGCUCGGUGCCCUUUUGGCGCUCUGCGUGUCUUUCAUCGUCAUCCUCCAAUCCAACGUCUCGGCGGCGGGCGGCGGUCUGGCUCUCUCCACCCUCAUCAUGAUCCAGCAAUCCUUCUCGUGGCUGAUCCGUCAGCUCGCAGAGGUCGAGAACGACAUGGUGGGCGCCGAGCGGAUCAUGCACUAUGCCAACCAGCUAGAGCAGGAGCAGCCACACCAGAUCGAAGCUACCAAGCCGGCGGCGUCUUGGCCCGCCGAGGGACGGAUUGAGUUCAAGGACGUCCGAAUGCGGUACCGCGAGGAACUGCCGGACGUCCUCAAGGGCUUGACCAUGUCGGUAGGCGCGGCGGAGAAGAUUGGGGUGGUGGGACGGACGGGAGCGGGCAAGUCAUCCAUCAUGAUGGCUUUGUUCAGGAUGUCGGAGCUGUCAGGAGGCAGUAUCACCAUUGACGGGGUGGAUAUUUCCAAGAUCGGCCUUAACGACCUUCGGUCCGGUAUCUCCAUCAUCCCCCAGGACCCGCUCCUGUUCUCCGGAACCAUUCGGUCCAACAUCGACCCUUUCCAAACCAAGACGGAUCUGGAGCUGUACGAUACCCUCAAGCGGUCUCACCUCGUCACCUCCUCUACUCCCCUCGCUGCCGGCGAGGACCCCGCCACCUCCGGCGCGGCAGUCACUCCAGGGCGCUUCACCCUCGACACCGUCGUCGAGGAGGAAGGCGGAAAUCUUUCGGUCGGAGAGCGGUCGCUCGUCUCACUCGCGCGAGCCCUCGUGAGGAAUACCAAGGUGUUGGUGCUGGAUGAGGCGACGGCGUCGGUGGAUGUAGAGACGGAUAGUAAGAUCCAGGAGACAAUUAGGAGGGAGUUUGGGGAUCGGACAUUGUUGACGAUCGCGCAUCGGCUCAAGACGAUUCUGAGCUAUGACCGGAUCUUGGUCAUGUCGGAUGGUUGUGUAGAGGAGUUUGACACGCCUGAGAAUCUGUAUCAUGCGGGAGGAGCGUUCAGGGAGAUGUGCGAAAAGUCGGGUGUGGGCGCACCCGGCGGGAACCUCUGGGCGGAUCGGGGUUAG